This is a messenger RNA of Zea mays, 1399 nucleotides long. RefSeq names its product Ubiquinone biosynthesis O-methyltransferase mitochondrial. NCBI's taxonomy places the organism in Eukaryota, Viridiplantae, Streptophyta, Magnoliopsida, Poales, Poaceae. Gene Ontology annotation, biological process: ubiquinone biosynthetic process. The coding region runs from base 69 to 1049 and encodes 326 amino acids. The record is from RefSeq and is marked provisional. The transcript has 9 exons. Gene Ontology annotation, cellular component: mitochondrion. Gene Ontology annotation, molecular function: 3-demethylubiquinol 3-O-methyltransferase activity; polyprenyldihydroxybenzoate methyltransferase activity.
CCGGACACCACCGUGUCGCCCCCGCGUCCUAAACCUCUCACCUCGCCGGGGUCCGGUAGCCACGAACGAUGUUCCGCCGCGCGCUCCUCUCCUCCGUCUCCCCACUCCACGGAACGGUACGAAUCCCGAGCCCCAGCUAUUCUCCUAUCCAAGCCCUUCUCGCUCAAUGGAGCAGGUACGCCUCCGUGGUCUCAUCCUCGGCCCCGCCGCCGCCGCCGCCCCCUCCAUCUCCGCCUCAAGGUCCAUCGAGGUCGAGCGGUGGAGGUCCCACUUCCUCGUCGCUGAACCCUGCAGAGGUCGCCAAGUUCGCCUCCAUCGCCGAGACCUGGUGGGAUUCUAGUGGCCCAUUCAAACCUUUGCAUGUGAUGAAUCCAACCCGACUGUCUUUUAUCCGCUCCACUCUCUGUAGACAUUUCAGGAGGGAUCCAAAUUCAUCUAAGCCACUUGAAGGUCUCAAAGUUAUUGAUGUUGGAUGUGGAGGUGGCAUUCUGUCAGAGCCUCUUGCUCGAAUGGGUGCUACGGUUACUGCAAUUGAUGCUGUUGACAAGAAUAUAAAGAUUGCAAGUAUUCAUGCGGCAUCUGAUCCAACAACUGCUUCUAUUGAGUAUUGUUGUGCAACAGCUGAGGGACUGGUAAAAGAGAAAAGGCUGUUUGAUGCUGUAAUUUCUCUUGAGGUGAUUGAGCAUGUCGCCAAUCCUUUGGAGUUCUGUGAAUCCCUCUCGGCUUUGACAAUUCCUAAUGGUGCCACUGUGAUUUCCACAAUCAACCGAUCAAUGCGAGCAUAUGCCACUGCAAUAGUUGCUGCUGAAUAUAUCCUCAGAUGGCUUCCUAGAGGCACACAUGAGUGGUCCAAACUGGUUACCCCGGAGGAGCUUGUCCUAAUGCUGCAAAAGGCUUCCGUCUCCGUCGAAGAGAUGGCAGGGUUCGUUUACAAUCCGUUGAGCGGAGAAUGGUCCCUGUCAGAUGAUAUCAGUGUGAACUACAUUGCUUUUGGCGUCAAGAAGGGCGAGGCAUCAUUGACAAAUGACAGAGAAGCAAGUUUAUCAUAGCGAAGAAAAACACGUGACCUUGAAUUGUCGGGCAUCAUUUUCAGAGGACCAAUUCAUGUCACUGAAAUCUAUUGCUAAGUAUGCAACCAAGUAGCAGAAGAGAAUUCUCUUGCCCUUUGUUAGUCUUGGAAACUGGAGCUUGUGGAGUGAUGCUUCCUGGAAGCGCCAUUGAGAAGUCAAGUUGACAACAAGUGACUGCUAACAAGUAGAGCUAUCUGCCUUUUUUGGGUAAUGUUUCAGGCAGUUUUUCUCAAUUUUGUGGCAGUCACUGAUCUAAAUAAAAAUACUACUACACUGCUGUACGUGAAAACUGAACAGAUUUGCUGUCUGGAAAUGUAACUAUUUUUAAC